Messenger RNA from Engraulis encrasicolus (European anchovy), 10735 nucleotides. RefSeq names its product calmodulin binding transcription activator 2 (gene camta2). Gene Ontology annotation, molecular function: transcription coregulator activity; double-stranded DNA binding; protein binding. Lineage: Eukaryota; Metazoa; Chordata; Actinopteri; Clupeiformes; Engraulidae. Gene Ontology annotation, biological process: regulation of transcription by RNA polymerase II. The transcript is spliced from 28 exons. The record is from RefSeq and is a predicted model, not a curated record. Bases 117 to 6380 code for a protein of 2087 amino acids. Gene Ontology annotation, cellular component: nucleus.
GUCAGUCCUCUGAAGAAGAUGGCGACGCUGGAGAAGGCGGAAGUGACGCAGCUCAGGCCGCAGCCAGCGCGUGUGUGAGCACGCCCUGCUGAGUGGAGGAGGGCGCCACCCUCACCAUGAACAACAAGGAGAGCACCACCGAGUCCGAAAUGAAGGUGUUUCUACCCAACAAGUUGCUUGAGUGUUUACCCCGCACGACCAGCCUACCCAAAGAACGCCUACGCUGGAACACAAACGAGGAAAUCGCAUCGUAUCUGAUUUCCUUUGACAGACAUGAAGAAUGGCUCUCGUGCACGCUAAAGACAAGGCCCCAGAAUGGCUCCAUCAUUCUGUACAACCGGAAGAAGGUGAAGUACCGGAAGGAUGGCUACUGCUGGAAGAAGAGGAAGGAUGGCAAGACCACGCGAGAGGAUCACAUGAAGCUCAAGGUGCAGGGAAUGGAGUGUCUGUACGGUUGCUAUGUCCAUUCCUCCAUCAUCCCAACAUUCCAUAGGAGGUGCUAUUGGUUGCUGCAGAACCCAGACAUUGUGCUGGUGCAUUACCUGAAUGUUCCGUCCCUGGAGGAUUGUGGGAAGGCGUGCCGGCCGUUGCUAUGCGCUGUUGCCGACCGGCGGGACAAUCUGCGCUGGAGUCGCGAUGAGCUGCUGUCCCAGCUCAGGCCCAUGUUCCACAGCAUCAAGUGGUCGUGUGGCGGCGGUGCCAAUGGUACGGGCACUGGUGGUGGUGGUGGAGGAGGAGGCGGGGUUGGCGUGGGGGGAGGGGCGGAGCUAAGCAUCGAGCAACUGGUGCAGCAGAUCCUCGACUCCCAGCAGACCAAACCCCAGCCACGCACACACACCUGCCUGUGCAGCCCCGCACUGGCCUCUGUGGGAGGUAACAUUCCUCACCGCUGCAACAGCACCAAGCACCGCAUCAUCUCCCCCAAGCUGCCCGCCGCCCGGCCCUCUCCACCCUACACUGCGCUCACAGAGGUGCAGAACCUGGCCACGGCAGCGGCGGCCGACAGCACUGUCACCAACACCACCAUAGCCAUGGGGGGCCGCGAGGCCGAAGGGACCGCCUCCACAGACAGGAAGCAGCAGCAGCAGCAGCUCACCGUCACACCACAGGGCAGCAGACCAGGAGGCCCGGCGACCAGCCCGUCCAUCGUUGCCCACGACAACGGAACGUCCGUCUCUCCAAGUUCCACUUCCUCCUCCUCCUCGCGCAGCCCGCCCCAAACGCACCGCCCAGCCGCAACCAUGGCGACCAGCACCGCCACGGUCACCCUGGGCAACGCCAAUGGCUUCUACGCCACCACCGAGAGAGGGGGCGCCACUGGGGGACCGCGGGGCUUAACCGUGCCUGUGGCCCUACCCCAGAACGCGGUAAUCGUCAUGACGACGGCGCCCCUGACGGGGAAAAGUAACGGCGGCGGUAACGGGGAGGAGUCACAGGUGGUCGGCGGAGGGGAGUGCGUGACGUCACACACGACGCAUCACGUGUCGCUCACGUCCACGGGCCGCCUGGUGCUGUCGCCCGUGCCCCCUCCCCCGAAAUCUGACACGCCCUCCCCGCCCACCGUCGCCCAUGGCAACAACAACAACAACAAUCACCACCACCACCACCACACCUAUGGCCCGCCUUCGAGCCCCGUUCCCCCGGCAACAGUCUCCGCCCCCCCGCCUCAGCACACCAUCGCCACGACGCCGGGUGUGGCCACGCUGUCGCUAACGCUCCUGCCGAGCCCCGUGAUUGGUGGGCUCCUACUGACGGACCGCCUCCUGUCCGACAGCGUUCACCCAAUCAGAGAGCACGUCUCGCAUGUGUCUGACCAUGCUGCGGGGAACCCUCUCCACCACCAGACCCCUCCCCUCUCCUCCUCUUCCUCUUCCUCCUCCUCCAACACCCCUUCGUCCUCCUCUUCCUCUGCGUCGUCCCCCUCUCCCUCUCUCCUUGCGCCGCCCCUGCCGCCUCCCUCUCUCCUCCCUCCUCCCACCUCCCCUCCCGUCGCCCUCGUCAGCUCCUCCCCUCCGCCCCCUGCUCCGGCGCUUCAGGUUCCGGUGACCUUUGACCCCGACUCCUUCCUCAACAGCCCUAAGCAGGGCCAGACGUACGGCGGUCCCGCCUGCCCCAACGCCACCUCCGCCUCCGCGGGCUCCCCUUGCGCCUCCUCGUCGCCCCAACCUCCCCCGUCCCUGGCGCUCUCCCUCUCCCCGUCCUCACCUCCCUCCUCCCUCUCGUCCCUCUCCUCCGACGCGGAGAGGAAGAGCGGCGACCGGGAGGCCCACCCGCUCUGCAUCACCUCCUCCUCCUCCUGCUCCUCCUCCUCCUCCUCUUCCUCAUCUUCUUCGUCGUCCUCCUCCUCCCUCUCUCCCCCGCUCUCCAUGUCGAUGUCCCCGUCCCGCUCGGCCCCGUCGUUGCUGCCCCUGCUGCCUCUGGAGGCCUCACUGGGUCUGGAUUCGCUGACGCGGCCUCUAAGCCCCGCCUCCCUGGUCUCGGACUCCAGUCAGCAGCCUCCGGCCAAGCUCAGCCUGAUUCGCCGAAGCUCCUCCCCGGAACCUUUGGAGCUGCCGGCGUCGCCCAGGCAACCCCCGCCCUCCUCCUCGCCUGCUGCGGGGCUUCUGAUUGGCCAGGAGCUUCCCCCUUGCUCCUCCUCCUCUUCCCUGUCAGCCAAUCAGCUGUCGCCGCUGCACUCAAAGCAGCCCUCUGCCACCUCUGCUGCCUCCCCUCUCCUCUUGCUGGCCAAUCACCAGAAGCCGAUUGCUCAGCUCUCCGCCAAUCAGAUCGCAGCUCUGCAGCAGCAGCCACCAAAUCAGCAUCUGAGCCAGCUGUGCUCCGGUGGUGGGCUCCAGCUCUCGCCCAAGCCGGUGCUGGCCAAUCAGGGCCAGGCUCAGCUGCUGUUGCUGCAGCAACAGGGGCACAGGCAGCAGCAGCAGCAGCAGCAGCUACAAAUACAGCAGCAGCAGCAGCAUGUGUUCUCGCCAACCCAAGUGACACAGACUCUAACACACGCACUCACACACACCUUCGCUGCCCACUCCUCCUCCCUCACACACUCCUCCUUCGUGGCGCACCAUCCGUCCACACAGGACAACACACAGCACCAGCAGCAGCAGCAGCAGCAGCAGCAGCACCAGGGCCCAUCGGCAGGAGCAGGGGGUCUCUGCAUGCCCCAUGCCCCUCACACCCACCCCCUCCUCCACACCCCCACCCCCACCAGCCUCAGCGCUCGGUGCCCAAGCCUCGCGUUCGGGACGGCCACCACCGCCAGCAUGGGGUGCAGUGUAGGCGUUGGCCUCGGGGGGUUAGGCGCGGUGGGGGUGAUGGUUGGAGACCCGGGCGUGCGGGUCAAGGAGGAGCAGUCCUCCCCCCACUCCCACUCCCACCCCCCUGGGGCCAUCGCGGAGCAGAUGGAGAGCGGAGACCAGGAGACGCCCAUGGACACCCAGACCACGGUGCCAUCUGGUGGUGAGGAGUUGCAGCACUGCCACGUUCAGCAGGGGCCCUCCUCGGCUGCAGACAGCGUGGAGGCAGAGUUGUCUUUUGACAGCGCGUUUCCGGACCUGUCGGAGCUCAUCACCGCGCAGACCAACGGCGGAGCGUUAGCGAGCGGGGUGAAUGUCAGUGUUGCGGGCCACGCAGCAGCGUUGGCAUCAAGCUUGGCAUCAGUGGCGGCAGCAGUGAGCGUGGCGUCGGUUGGCGCGGUGCCGCCAGAGGUGUUCCCGGAGCGCUACGUGGUGCCGCCCCAGCCCUCGCCCUCCUCCGCCUUCAUCCCCUUCCCGAACCACACUGCCACCGCCGGGCCCGGAGGGGAACACGCGCGCCCAGCCACCAUCACCGACUUCAGCCCAGAGUGGUCUUACCCAGAGGGUGGAGUGAAGGUCCUGAUAACGGGUCCAUGGGUGGAGGCGAGAGGUCGCUACCUGUGUGUGUUCGACCAGACCACCGUGCCCGCCUCACUCAUACAGCCAGGGGUGCUGCGAUGCUACUGCCCAGCCCACGAGGCGGGUCUGGUGGCCCUGCACGUGCUGGAGGAGUGUGGAGCCGUCUCGUCCUCCGUGCUGUUCGAGUACCGCGCCCGGAACGCCUCCUCCCUGCCCAGCUCACAGCUAGACUGGCUCUCCUUGGAUGAUAACCAGUUCCGCAUGUCCAUCCUGGAGCGGCUGGAGCAGAUGGAGAGGCGUAUGGCUGAGAUGUCCACCAAUCAGCAGCAGCAGCAGCAGUCCAAUCAGCAGCAAGGCCUCCAGCAGCUAUCCCAUCAGCCCCUGCAGCAGCAGCAGCAGAGCAGUGCCAACCGGCCCCCAGCGGCCACGGAGGAGGACACACAGUCGGGUCCGUGGUUUGAGCGGCGUAUCGUGGGUGUAUGUGAGCGCAUGAUGGCGGGCGGCCGCUGGGGAGGAGGAACAGGAGGUGGUGGAGGAGGAGGAGGAGGAGAGCGACUGGUUCACUCGGUCCGACAUCGCGGCAUGACUCUGCUACACCUAGCCGCCGCACAGGGAUACACACAACUCAUACGCACACUCAUACAGUGGAGGAGUGUGAACUCUGACAGCCUGGAUCUGGAACAGGAAGUGGACCCUCUGAAUGUCGACCACUUCUCCUGCACACCAUUGAUGUGGGCGUGUGCCCUGGGGCACCAGGCGGCGGCGGUGCUGCUCUACCGCUGGAGUUCCGUGGCACUGGGCAUCCCUGACUCCCUGGGCCGACUGCCACUCGCCGUGGCACGCUCCCGUGGGCACACCCGCCUCGCGCGAUGCCUGGAGGAGCUGCAUGCCCACACACAGCGGUCACAGCAGCAGCAGCCGGAUGCCAACGCAGCAGCAGCAGCAGCAGGAGGAGUUGGCAUGGCGACAGCAGCAGGAGGCGUUGGCGUGGCAACGGCAGCCAUGACCGUGACAACGGAAUCCAGGCCACAUGUGUCAGAGCCUCAGCAACAUCCUCAGCAGCUGGAUUUGACGCUCAGCACUCGCACCCACGCCGUGCCCGCCACUCCACCCCAGCUGCCACCCUCGCCACUCUCAACCAGCCCGGACACAGGUCUGAGCUCCUCCAGCAGCAUCCCGUCCCCCAGCGACGACCCGCCCUCCCCGUCCCCGAGCUCCGCCUACUCCAGCGGCUCCGCCCCGCUGGGCUCCCCGCCCGACGACGACAGCAGCGGCGCCGACCCCAUGGACACCUCCGCCCCCUCCUCCCCGUCCCUCUCCUCCUCCUCCACCUCCCUGCCCUUCUCUCCCUCCCCGGCCACCUCCCUGCACCUGGGCUGGGCCCCGGCCUACACCACCGGCGCCGAAGCCAGGGGCUCAGGUAGCGCGCCGGGCCCCAGGAGCGGUGCAGGAGCCGGGGUCGGGGUCGGCGUUGUGGGCGUGGUGGAUGGAGUGGUGGGUGGCGGCGGGUUCUUCCUGAUGGACUACGAGUCAUCGCCCACGCAGGAUUCAUCGAACUCGCCGCCGCCUACACCGCCAUCACGGGCACACGGGCACGGCCAUUUGGCGUAUGGUGCGCAUGCACACGCUGAGUUCGAGGCAGAGCUGCUGAAUUACAGCGAGAAUGUGGAGAACGAGGAGUACCUGCCUGCUGAGGUGCUGCAGGUUGACAUGGCGACGCUGGCGGAGCAGAUCAUCGAGGCGACCCCAGAGCGCAUCAAGCAGGAGGAGUUCCCCCGGGGCGGCGAGUCUCCGCUGCGCGAGAGGCGGGACAACUCGGCCGCCAUCCACGACACCAUGCCCUGGCUGGCCACCUACCUGGACACGGUCGACACCCUGCCUGCCAUGUCACCGCCCAGGUGUGUGUCCCGCUCGCCCCAGACUCCUCCCUCUCCUCUGAGUGCGCUGGCUCUGCAGAGGCUGCGGCCGCCCAGCAGUGCGGCGUGGGCGGAGUUCCUCAACGCCUCGGCCAAUGGCAGGAUGGAGCGCGACUUCGCCCUGCUGACGCUGACCGACAGCGAGCAGAGGGAACUCUACGAGGCCGCGCGCAUCAUACAGAACGCCUUCCGCAGAUACAAGGGUCGUCGGUUAAAGGAGCAGCAGGAUAUGGCAGCAGCGGUCAUCCAGAGAUGCUACAGGAAGUACAAACAGUAUGCGCUCUACAAGAAGAUGACCCAGGCCGCCAUCUUGAUUCAGAGUAAGUUCCGGAGCUACUAUGAGCAGAAGAAGUUCCAGCAGAGUCGGCGGGCGGCGGUGCUCAUCCAGCAGUACUACCGCAGCUACAAGGAGUACGAGCGCCUCAAACAGGGGCCCCGGGGGGCCGGGCCCCUCAACCCAAAGAUGAAAGGCACGUUCUUGACUAAGAAGCAGGAUCAGGCAGCACGAAAGAUCAUGAGGUUUUUCCGACGCUGCAGGCACAGGAUUAAGGAAUUAAAGCAAAGCAAGGAGCUGGAAAGGAGAGGCCUUACAACCUAAGUCACACAGUCACACACACACACACACACACACACACACACACUGAAGCAAAUGCACCUUUAUACACUUCUGCGAGUGUAGUGAACCACACAUCUACAAUAUGGCACACACCCUAUAUACACUAUAGAAACAUUUCAUACAAAAACACAUUUUGAAAAAAUGUUUGCACAAAAGCAUUGAAAUGCACUCCUUCACAUUUCUAAAAACGCUCUCUCUCUCUCUCUCUCACACACACACACACACACACACACAUACACACACACACAACACACGUCAACACACACCUAACAACAGCUCCAUCCCAUCCUUUCGCCGAAGGGAGGAAGAAAGCGAGGGAUGAUCCACUUUGCACUCCUCCGUCUGGUGGACUUCCCUAUCCCACGCUCCUCUCUCCCUCUUCCUCUUCCUCUUGCUUUUCUCUGCCAGUGUGGUCCUGUCCUGUCCUGUCCUGUACUAUUCUGACUCCCGCUCUGCAUGCCACAAGAGUGCUAAUGCUAUCUCCACCCCUCUGCUCUUCUCUCUCUCUCUCUCUCUCUCUCUCUCUUUCUCUCUCUCUCUUUCUUUCUUUCUUCCUCCUCCUUCCUUCUUCCUCUUCAUCCACUCGACUCUGUUCUGCUCGCCAUCCCUCCAUCUGUUCUUGGCAUCUUAACUUGCAACAAACACACACACACACACACACACACACACACACACACACACACACACACACACACACACACACACACACACACACACACACACACACACACACACACACACACACACACUGCCCGCCGUGUCCUCUUGCUUGUGGCUUGUUGCCUUUUCCUGUACGGAGACAAGUCAGGAGGAACUUCAGAGGAACGAACGACAAAAGAACAACAGAGCAAGAGAGGGUGUGAGAGGAAGACAGAAAGAAGAGGGGAGGAAGUGGAAUUAACGGGUAAAGAAAGAAAACAGAUCGAAGAAGAAGAAGGAGGAGGUUGGCGUAUACCCUUCCCCCCUUCCCUGUCCCCCAAGCCUUACUGAGAUUGUCGCCGCUUUGGACAUGAGGAUGAAUAGACAGAAAGGGGGGAUGAGUUGAAAACAAAAAAAAGACAAUGAGACUAUCGCUUUAUUUUGCUCGGACUUUGUGAUAUUUCCUUCUUUUCUUGUUUUUUUUUUUUUCUCGUUCUCUCCAUCGCAGCUUCACACACAAGAAUGUAUUGUAACUUUUUAAGCAUACAGAUGAAAAAAAAAUCUUAAAACGAAACGUCUAUGAAUAUAUAUGAAAUAUACAUAAAUAUACACUUAUCCAACAUAUAUAUAUAUAUUCUAAACUUGAUGCAUAUAUAUAUUCUAAAGAUGAUGACGAUGAAAUUCUUGAUGUCUUUAAUAUUGUCUUAUUUAUGAUGAGGAUGACAAAGCUAGAGGCAUGUUUUCUAUCUCUUCUCCUUGUUUACUUCCCCUCCGUGUGUUUUUGCCGGGAAAAAAGGGGGUGGGAAAAAUGAAUGGUGUGAGUAGGAGAAAAUAAACAAACAAACAAAAAAAACACAAAAUGAGUCUUAAAAAAGAGAGAGAGCGAGUGAAAGGAAGAGAGGAAGAGAUGAAGCGGAGGGUUUAAUGUUAUUUUAUUUUUUGUAUUGCGGCCUCCCUUUACAUGUUAUAGGGUUGUGUACAAAAUAUGAUACGCACUGACCUUGACUGAUGAUGAAGGUCGUUUGGGUGGGGUGGGGUGGGGAUUUGUGUGUUGUGUGCUUGCUUGUGAGCAUGGGUGACUAUAAAGUUUUACAGUGACCGUUUGUUCAGCACUUUGAGCUCAGGAGAAGCCUCUAUACGCACGCGCACACACACACACACACACAUGCACACUCACAUCAACACAUCACGCAUGUUCAUGCAAGUGUGUACGCAUACCUGAACACACACACACACACACACACACACACACACACACACACACACACACACACACACACACACACACACACACACACACACACACACGAACACACACACACACAGAUAGCCCAAAGUGAGCAAUGCUUAUGAGGGUUACCUCUAUAGUGCAGUGCCUUCAGGUUAUUUUGCUGUGUCUAAGCAGUACACACACACACACACACACACACACACACACACACACACACACACACACACACACACACACACACACACCAUGAUACCAGAAUACGCACACAAUUACAGCAGGAUACGCUGUACACACACACACACACACGUCACACUCCGGCUUUGUAGUUGUUUUCGGUUGCAUUGUAAGUUCUUGCGGCUGAUGUAACAGUACUGUAGAGAUUCGUCGUGUGCGCGUGUGUGCGCGCAUGUGUGCAUGUGUGUUUCUGAUACAAUCAUUUCAGGUGCAACAUAGCAAAAAACAUAGCACAACACAGCAUUGCAUCUUAAAAAGCUCAAUGUGUGUUAAUGUGUGUACAUACAUUCACAUGUGUGUCUGUGUGUAUGAAUGUGUGUUUGCUUUGGGUGGGUCUGGCAGAUACGCAUUGAUUUCUGUAUGUAUGUAUACUGUAAGUGGGCUCACAUAGUCAACGCGAGUAAUGCCAGCUACCGUGCGCUAACCUGCGCUGUUUACGCACAUUACAGCACCACGUCCUCUGUAGUGACUAUGUGUAACGCGCGUCACGUGUAAAAAUGUGAGAGGGCGAUGUGUAAUCUCGACUAAAGCAUAGCGGCGGACAUGUAUGCGCUUGGAUAUGUCGACCAGAGGUGUCAAAAGUAAAAAAAUUAAAUAAAAUAAAAGUGAAUUCAUGGUGUAAGGACAACGCUAGCACGAUUUAUUAUAUGGUUGUGACGUCAUCUGUCGAAUGCUCCAUUCAUUUCAACGGGGCUCCCCAACGUUCGGACGUCUGUUAUUUUUCGAUAACGGACGGGUUGGUCUAUAACAGACCGCUGUCAAUGGCAACAAGACUUUUCACUGCUAAAGCGACUUUUCAACAAGACUCUAAUCAGCUGCUGUGAUAGACAGCACCCGUUGUCCUGGCUACCGCUGUCAAUGGCAACAAGACGUUCACUGCUAAAGCCACUGGCUUGUAUAGGCCUACAAGUCAGUGGCUAAAGCGAAUGUUUCAUAUCACUCCGCAGGGGGUCCGGUCUUUUGUCACUCUAAUCAGCUGCUGUGAUAGACUAGACAACACCUGUUGUCCUGGCUACCUAGCUGUUGCCUAGCGGUGAUCCACAACGGCACUGUUUUGUUUUGCGCAGCAACAAUCUUAACAUUAAAUAGGCCUAGGUCUAAAGAAAUGUCCCCGCCAUGUGUGAAUCAUUUAAGUAUAUCCAUAUAAUAAGCGGGUUAACUUUCGGCGAGUCGGUCGCUUUGUGGAAUAGCAGCACUUCAGAGAGAACAAGACCCCUCCGCUCCGCGUCGGGGUCUAAAGAUUCUCUCUGUCGUGCUGCUAUUCCACGGUAGCGACCUUCUCGCCGAACGUUAACCCUUACAUAACAUUGCUGUUACACCAGUUAUUCCAUUAUACAUACCCCGUAAUGAGGUAGAUAGACUGUGUUGUUGCUGGAAAACACUAAAAACCCAACAAGGACCCACUGCAAAUUUGAUCCAACCAGCGCAGAAUUAGAUGAUAGUGAGACAGGUAGUACACACAGUUCUACUGUCUUUCUUAUUUUUUCAUAGCUUUUAUUUUUACUUUUGACAUCUCUUGCAUUGACUACUGUAUGCAAGCCCCCUCUGAUGAGAGGACUGAUGGUGACAAGGGUGAUCACAUGAUCUACAUGAGGGUUAACUCAGAGUUGUGCAAGGGAGAAUUAAAGGAAACUACAAUGAAAGCGUUGAAACUGAAAACGCAAUGAGAUUUGUCUUGUUAUUUCAUAUUUAGUGCAGCUCUGCAUGAUUGUGUCAUUGUUUUUUUCUGUUUUUGUUUAUAUUUUUCUGUGAGAUUGCACUUUUGUGUGCGUGUGCGUGUGCGUGUGCGUGUGCGUGUGCGCAUGUGUGUGCACAUGCUGGGAGAAUGCACUUUUGCAUUGCGUUCACGCGCUAGGAGAAUGCACUUUUGCCCCAGUGUGUGUGUGUGUGUGUCUGCGUGCGCUGUUUGGCUCUCUCUAGCGCUUGGCAUGAACUUAUAUUGAUUUUUAUUUUUCGGUUGAAAAAUAUAUAUAUGAAUAUAUUUAUGAUAUUUAGUAAUAUUUUUGGUGUGCAGCUCGUAAUGCUGGUGUGUAAUGUGUACGUUUUAUUUAAAUAAUAUUAAGGAUUGAUUUUUUUGUUUUUGUUUUGUUUUUCUUCCCUGUAAAUUCAUGUUCUCUUCAGCUCUUUUUUGCAAAUGUUUGUUCAGAAUGUUUUACUACUUCAUAAUGAUUCAUUAAAUCUUAAUUCUACUCAAGUCUUUUGUAUUGUGUGUGUGUGUAUGCGUGUGUGUGCC